AUGCGCAGAAAACUGUGGAUGCUAAUCUUAAUCUGUUUACCAUUAUUUCAUAAUGGACACAUUGUUGUAUCUAAGUUGUCCAAAGCCGACCGACGGAAAAUCAAAUUGUCACCUCAUGCAUUAACGCGACUAAAUCUAUCAGAUAAUAUGCAUUUAUCCUUCCACAAUCGCUCACAAUCUACCCAAUUAGUCGGAGAAUGGCUUAGUGUGAAUUCCAGUAAAUCUUUCCGAAAACCCCCAAUGAUUGUGGAGCAUUCGCCGGCGUUAAACACCGUUUCCCAAGGAGAUAAUAUAACACUCUACUGCAGAUGGACAGCGAAUCCACGUGCAAGCGUGUCUUGGCAACGUGGCUCUGUAAAACGAAACUCUGCGCCGGCCCUAUCGAAAAUAGAUCGAAGCGCACACAUCAAUAGGACAGCCAUUUUUGGCCUCUCCAGAUGGAUACAGUCAAGGGGUCCAGUACCACGUUCAAGUCAGUUAUCGCUAAUUGGUUUUCAGCCAAUCGAUGCGGACGUAUACUCAUGUGAAGUUAAAAAUUCAUUCGGCCAUGCAACAGCAUUUAUGCGAGUAAUUGAGAAAGGAAAGUUUCUAUUCACUCACGAACCGCGAAAUCAAUCGGUGCCUGAAUUUACUCCAGUGGUUACACUCGACUGCCACGCUGUUGGUGGACGGUCUGUUAUCACAUAUCGAUGGAUUAAGGAUGGCAGAGACGUGCAAAAAUUGAGCCACUUACAAUUUCGGUUCCGAGUGUUUCCAAACGGGUCGCUUCAUCUUUUCAACGUCAGUCGGUACGAUGCCGGGACGUACACCUGCUGUGCCCAAACAAUUCAUUGGUAUGGAAAUGCCUCUGCAACCCUGAAAUCUCCGAAAGAAACAAUGGAAGCCUGCUCACAGGACGCCACUCAUCUCUCCUGCAUGCUGAACGUUUUGUAUAUUCCGCGGGUGCUUCAGUGGAAAGAUCAGCUCGUUUAUCUUGGCUUCAAUGGUCCAGGGUACCUGCCGUGUAAAAUAGAAUCUUAUCCCUCGGUAGACCAAGUCGAAUGGCGCAGAGCAAAAAGCGAUGAGCUUCAGUUAUCCUACGACAUUGACAUCUACAGGUCGAGUUCCCGAAUUCCUCAACAACUUUUAUUUUUUAUGGAUCAGCUCCAUAGCUUGAAAAACUACAGAAAAAAUGUGAAUACUUACCUUUUCAAGUGGGAUUCGGUUGACUGGCGCGAUGCUGGUCUCUACCAAUGCCGCGGACGGAAUUCGUUGGGAUGGAGUCCUUGGUCUGCCCAUUUUGAACUUAUCGUCAAAGAAUUUCCGCGGUUCAAGAUACGGCCACCUGUUCAACUGACAAUCAACGGAAACACUACGGCUCACUUGAAGUGUACAGCUGAGGGUGACCCACCACCACACAUGGACUGGUUUUUGUCAGACAAAUCAGCAAAUUUGCCUGGAUUCCAUGUCAGUUCACUUGACCCUACUCUGGAAGAACCCAGUCUAAAUGUCCUACAGGCAACAUAUGAAGAAACUUUUGCUUCACCGUCGACAGUGGAAAGUUGGCGAAAUUCACCUGCAUUCAAGCCAUUGCCAAAACAUGCUAGGAUAGAGGCAAAUGGAAGCCUUUCUAUACAGUAUCCUGGUUACGAGGAUGCUGAUGAUGCUGCCUAUUGUGUGGCUUCAAACGUAGUUGGAACAGCGGUGGCUACUACAAGGUUGCGAUAUAUCAAAGGAACGGGCUCCGUGAAGGCAACCGGGCCCUUACUGCUACACGUGGAGGUACAUCCCGAUGAAUUUGGAGCAUGGAUUUUGUGGAAUGAAGAUGACGAUGAGUCUCACAAAGUAUGGAAGCUGCUGAACACGAAACGCCACGCCAUGAGAAGUGGCUUUCAGCGAAAUGGGGAUCUGAGCUCCUUUCCUUGCAGAUAUGUCGUAUAUUAUCGUUUAAUACGAACUAACGAAUCAUGGGAAUCAUAUACUAUGCCAUCAGCCACCGUUCGUAGGAUAUGGAUCGGAGGACUUAUUCCAGAUGAGCACUACGCUUUCAGAAUGUCUUUGUGGUGCAAUCUCAACUCGGCUACUGCGAGUAGUACAACAUUGCAAGUUAAAACUCGACCACAUGAUAAGCACGUGACCGAAGAAAAUCACUUCCAGGAACCUUCCAAUUCGGAUGUACCCAAUAUACCCAUCGAUACUGAACAUGUUCAGGAACUGCCCAAACCGUCUGGCCUUCAGCUACUCUACCCAGUGAAAACGAAGCUUUCACAUUUGGAAAACAUCACAUAUCCAAUUGGGUUGCAAUGGAAAGCGAUUCAUAAUAUCAAGUCUACAACUUAUGACGCAGUCGCAUUAUUUUACCGAAUAGAAUACAGCGUAAAGCCAAGUCCCGCUAUUCCGGCCAAUCUCAUUAGGCGGAUAGGCACCUCCAAACCAGAACAAAUACAUCAAUGGUUUACUUUGGCGCCAGUACGAGUACCAAGCACUACUUUCCUAUUUCACGCCGGAUCGGAGCACUCCGAUUUAUUCGCAUCCUCUGAUAGAGCGACUGAAGUUCACUUGAUAGAGAAAUCGCAGGAUCUGCGCUUUAGAUUGCGCAGUUACGGCUUAAUGUGCAUCAGCGAACCUUCGGACGAGGUCAAGGUUCCGCAGCCUAUUUUAAAUGCAGUACUCCUACUUUUAAAAUCAACCGUGCAGCAUGAAGAGCUUUUGCUGAAAACAUUUUUUCAUCUGGAUUUGUUUCAAGCUGAGGAGCGGCCUAGCGCAAACACUAGCCUCCAACAUAACGGACAUGUCAGGACAGCAGGCGGCGCAUCGAAACGCGGAGAUAAUUUCUGGUAUCCACUGGGCUACUCCAUUUUGAGCAUACUUCUCUUCACUUUUACUGUAAUAUGCGUGUAUGGAAUGAACAGGUCGGGCUACGCUUGCACAAUGAAAAAGGUUACCGUGAAUGUUCCCUCUCUGGCUCCAGCCAUUUGUUUAAGCAAAUCUUUCUUUUCUAACCGUUUCACUCCACUGACGGUAGAAACCACUAGGCAGCAUUCGACUGCAAUCAGAGAUCACGUGAAACAAGUAGACACUAUAAUGCGUCCAAGUAACGGGCGCCGUCAAACACGAACUUGCAGCUGGGGAAGGAUGAAUAACGAACUUCGUGACAGCGAGCCUUAUCUGUUACCGCACACACACACGACUCCAGUACAUGCAAUCCGACAUUACGACAUGCAACCCGUCUGGUCUUGCGGUCAUUCUUGCGAUAUUCAUUACACCGGGAUCAAUUGCAGCAACAGAAUCGAACAGAUAAACCCAACGAACGAUGUAUAUAAUCUCAGUGUGGUUCAAAUGGAUAACUAUGAUGCACAGUCGCACAGUUUUCUAACCGAUUCAUUUGAAGCUUCAAAGCAAUUGAAAUUCACGGAAUGGAAGGACGAAUGUUACCAUGACAAAGUGAAGUAA
Dicrocoelium dendriticum is the source of this 3432-nucleotide messenger RNA. NCBI's taxonomy places the organism in Eukaryota, Metazoa, Platyhelminthes, Trematoda, Plagiorchiida, Dicrocoeliidae. The record is from the annotation of a GenBank genome assembly.